AUGGUAGGGAAUGAGGGAAGAAAAGGGAAGGAAAGGGGGGAGGGGAAGGGAACGGAAGGAAAGGGAAAGGAGGGAAGGGAAGAGAUACAGGGAAGAAGGGAAUGGAAUGGAAGAAGGGAAGGGAAGGGAAGUGAAGAAUGGAAGAAAAGGUAAGGGAAGAAGGAAAGAAGGGAAGGAAAGGAAGGGAAGGGAAAAAGGGAAGGAAAAAAGGAAAGGGAAGGGAAAGGAUGCAGGGAAGAAGGGAAGGGAAUGGACGAAGGGAAGGGAAGAAAGAAUGGAUGAGAAGGUAAGGGAAGAAGAGAAUGGAAGGGAAGGGAAGAAGGGAAGGGAAGGGAUGGAGGGAAGGGAAAGGAAGGGAAUGGAAAGGAAAAAAGAAAGGGAAUAAGGGAAAAAAAGAAGGAGGGAGGGAAAGGGAAGAAGGGAAUAAGCGAAGGGAAGAUGGGAAGGGAAGAGGGAAAGGAAGAAGGAGGGAAGGGAAGGGAAGGAGGGAAGGAAGCGCUGUCUCCUGGGCCUGGACACCUGUCCACCGCUGCCGCCUGCCGGAGAGCGUCCCUGGAGCCGGGGCGCACGCACUCAGGCUACCGGGUCAACGACUUCACGGUUCCAGGCCCUGCCCACAGGGGCUCCAACGAGCGGUGCUCCGUGGAGUCCCCGCGACAACUGGGCCCGCAGAGCCCCGCCAGGCCCCUCCCCGCCGGCGCCGGUACGGACGCGGGAGCGGUCGCACCUGGGCCUGCAGCGCGGCGGGAGCACACGCCCUGCGUCCGGCCGUCCGCGCGGCGCUGGACCCUGUCUCACUUGCGUCGCACGCGUGAACCCUGCGGUCCCCGGCCCGCUCCUGCGAGCUGGAACCGAGCGAGUCCCGCACCAGGCCGCCGGCAGGGGUGGUCGGAGAAACGACGCCAGCGGCUCGAGCCCGAGGGCCCGGACACCCGCGCGCCCACAUGGAUUCCACGACACCUGCAGCAUCGACCUUUCCGCCGGAUGGCCGGACGGGAGAAGGGUCACUCUGAAGACCAUCGCCCUCCGCCAGCCGCGAUGGCUUCUCUGUGGCAGAGGCGCGCGCCUGCGCAGGUGUCCCCGCGAGGCUGGCACAAGCCCUUCCAGCACGAGCCCCGGCGGAGCAGACCCGGCCGGCACCCCGCACCCCGGCACCCCGCACCCCGGCACCCCGCACCCUCAGCCUGCCCUGAGUGCUGA
Messenger RNA from Propithecus coquereli (Coquerel's sifaka), 1200 nucleotides. Its product is annotated as 5E5 antigen-like. The record is from RefSeq and is a predicted model, not a curated record. The transcript has 5 exons. Lineage: Eukaryota; Metazoa; Chordata; Mammalia; Primates; Indriidae.